CAUGAAGAAAUCCAUGUAAAAGAAUUCUACAUGAUUAUCACUAUAAAUAGCCACACCAAUUACACCAAAAAGACAAUACAAGGUAAACUCAAAUUAAGCAAAUUUCAGUUAAGCAAUUACUAAUUGUCAUGGCUUCUCGUGCCCACAUCUUCCUUCAAAUCUUUUUCUUGUCGGCUCUUGCAACCACAGCUUUCUCGUUGUCUCCGGAUUACUACGCAAAUAUUUGUCCCGAAGCUUUGCCAACCAUCAAAAAAGUAGUGGAGGCUGCAGUGUAUAAAGAGCGACGCAUGGGUGCUUCUUUACUUCGCCUUCACUUCCAUGACUGCUUUGUUAACGGAUGUGAUGCUUCGAAUCUUCUGGAUCCUACGCCCACCAUUGACAGUGAAAAGACUGCUGUUGCCAAUAAUAAUUCUGCAAGAGGAUUUGAAGUGAUCGACCAAAUUAAGGCGGCGGUGGAUGAAGUUUGUGGAGGCCCUGUGGUUUCUUGUGCUGAUAUCUUGGCUGUUGCAGCUCGCGAUUCUGUAGUUGCACUAGGAGGGCCAUCAUGGGAGGUGCUGCUUGGGAGAAGAGAUUCAACCACAGCCAAUCGGACGCUAGCGAACCUCGACAUUCCAAGCCCAUUCAUGGAUCUCCCUGCAUUAAUCAACAACUUCAAAAACCAGGGUCUAAACGAGAAAGAUCUUGUUGCCCUCUCUGGUGGACACACCAUUGGGUUUGCACAAUGUAGAACCUUUAGGCAAAGAAUUUAUAAUGCAUCAAACAUCGACCCUGUCUUUGCAGAAGAGCGACAAGCAACCUGUCCACGCACUGGAGGAGACACUAACCUUUCUCCUCUAGACCCAACACCGGCACUCUUUGACACUGCGUACUUCAACAACUUGGUGAAGCAGAGGGGGCUACUCAUCUCAGAUCAGGCACUUUUCAAUGGCAGCUCCACUGAUUAUCUUGUAAAGAUUUACACCUUGUACCCUGAAGCUUUUUGGUAUGAUUUUGCUAGGUCAAUAAUUAAGAUGGGGAACAUUAAGCCUUUGACUGGGAACCAGGGACAAAUUCGGCUCAAUUGCAGGAUGGUGAACUAUUAA
Molecule: messenger RNA, 1082 nt
Organism: Durio zibethinus
Lineage: Eukaryota; Viridiplantae; Streptophyta; Magnoliopsida; Malvales; Malvaceae
Product: peroxidase RIP1-like
Biological process (GO): hydrogen peroxide catabolic process; response to oxidative stress
Molecular function (GO): peroxidase activity; heme binding
Source: RefSeq, a predicted model, not a curated record